AUGCCACCUUUCCGCAUGCCCUUCUCGUCCAAACGACCCACGACUACCGAACCAAUCGACGAGAAUGCUCGACCGACUCCCAAUGGUGAAAAUGUUACCAGCCCAUACAGAGAGAGGCCUUCUUUAGCCCUAGGCAUAAAAGAAAAACAACAAGAGCCAAACGAGUUUAAAUUGAGUUCCGUGAAUGACAGUGGUGAAUAUCUUCCUCCAUCACCUACCGAGAAACCGUCGUUCUGGGCGAAAUCCCCCUCGUCCACAAACACCAAUCACAGACAGUGCUUCAACGACAACGAGCCAUUCUCCAUCUCUCGCGAAUCGUUCGAGUCAUACAGAAGAUCAUUUGAUAUCUCCGGACGUUCCCCAAUCCUCCAAGCCGACAGCUACAGUUCUCGCGCUUCACUAGAUUCUCGAACCGCAUCUCGAUUUCCCACACGAUCCACGUUAAACAGCAGCACUUUUGAGGAGCCCACGGCGGAAGAGGAAUGCUUUGAGGAUGUCAAACUGGACGAAGAAGCCAAACAGAAUCCCAAAAAGAAGAGUUUCCUGUCUCGGUUCGGCGAUUCAAAUGGCGAAAUCCCUACCCCAGCCAAAGAAGACGGCAAACACCAUUUCCAUCUCCUCCCGGGCCGCAAACGAGGCCAAAGUGGUACAGGGAGAGAAUUGGGAGAUUUGCCGCGGCCACGAAGUAACGGGAGCGCCGAAGUGACAGUCGGAUAG
Rhinocladiella mackenziei CBS 650.93 is the source of this 717-nucleotide messenger RNA. RefSeq lists its product as uncharacterized. The transcript is spliced from 4 exons. Lineage: Eukaryota; Fungi; Ascomycota; Eurotiomycetes; Chaetothyriales; Herpotrichiellaceae. Bases 1 to 717 code for a protein of 238 amino acids. The record is from RefSeq and is a predicted model, not a curated record.